UCUUUGAAUAAGUUCUGUAGAACAUUCUCUUAGUCUGUAAAUUAAGGCUCUGUAUUAGCAAAAUGAGCGUCGUGCGUCUCUCUAUAUUUUUCAGCUUUAUCCUGGUGCUGGUGUACUUUACACGUAACACAUUUGGAUUAAAAAGAGGUGGGAAACCAUCUGUGAGUGAGAUCAGCAAGAGAAGUGGUUCGACAACAGCUUUGUAUUAUGUAGAUGUGACAACUGCUGAUGAUGAGUGGGGAACAGGAACCGAUGCAGAUGUUCUUAUUCAAAUCUUUGGAGUCAAAGGAAACACAUCAGCUGUUGAACUAACCAAGUCAGGCAACCUGUUUGAAAGCGGAAACACUGAUAGAUUCAUUUUGUUGGAAAAGGCCGUUGGUUCUCUGACAAAAAUUGGUAUCAGAAGGAAUGAAAAAGGACUGUUUGACAGCUGGAAACUAGCGCUGGUCACUGUUCAGCCCGCUGGAUCACUUGUUUACAAGUUUGCUUUUAACGAGUGGAUACUUCCCAAUGAAUGGGUGUACAGCUAUGGUGGACAUAUGCAUCGCAAGGCUUUAUAGCUUGGUUGAUUUUGGAAACCACAAGGAUGCAUGGACUUUCAUUUUUCAUCAUUGUAAUUGCUAACUACAGACUAAUUGUAUUAGUUCCCGUUUGAUUUUAAUGGGAUUAAAAAAU
Messenger RNA from Stylophora pistillata, 675 nucleotides. Its product is annotated as lipoxygenase homology domain-containing protein 1. NCBI's taxonomy places the organism in Eukaryota, Metazoa, Cnidaria, Anthozoa, Scleractinia, Pocilloporidae. Gene Ontology annotation, molecular function: protein binding. The record is from RefSeq and is a predicted model, not a curated record.